Messenger RNA from Populus euphratica (Euphrates poplar), 1208 nucleotides. RefSeq lists its product as uncharacterized. The record is from RefSeq and is a predicted model, not a curated record. Lineage: Eukaryota; Viridiplantae; Streptophyta; Magnoliopsida; Malpighiales; Salicaceae. The transcript is spliced from 2 exons. The coding region runs from base 267 to 1028 and encodes 253 amino acids.
AGUAGCUACGAUACACUCCACCAAAGAAACCACCCUCAAUUCCAGGAUGUUUCCUAUUUAAGUCGGUUAAUUACCCAUCUAUAUAAACCACACGCCCUCAGAGGAGGCCCUUCACUUCGAAUGAAAAACCAAACUACUCCUGUAUACUGUAUACAUACAUAAACGCACAUCAUCUUGGGUAUCAAAGAGGUGCUCGUGGUUUAUAAAGCCUGCAGUUGGAGCCAAGACCAAUUCAUCAGAGAUCAUCCUAGCGGGAACAUUUCGAUAUGGGAAUUUCCACGAUUAAACAUGCCAGUCAUAGCAAACAUCUUCUCUUGUUGAAGUAUCCACGAGAGCCUUAUGAAUGUAACGGAUGCAAAGUACUUGGGCUUGGCCCAUGCUACGAAUGCGAGCACGAAGACUGCAGCUUCCAUCUUCACGAGGAAUGCGCAAUUGCUACUAAAUCAGCCUCCCAUCCAUUUUCAAAUUGCAGCUUGACAUUUCACUCCAGAGCCCCGCAAGGGGAUGAAAGAUUGUGUGAUGCUUGUGGACAAGAUGUAUUAGGGUUCGUGUACCAGUGCAACCAUAAUAAGAACCCACACGAUUACCAUCCCAGCUGUUUAAAGCUCCAGCGUACCUUAACAGCUGAAGAUGGCACGAGGUUACACCUGAGGAAGAAGCUGCCAUCGAAAUGCUUAAACUGUGGAAGUAGGAAAACUUUGAACUCAAAAAUCAAAGGCUGGUCCUAUGUUUCUUCCUGUGGGAAAUAUUGUUACCAUGUAGCAUGUGUGAAGGACAUGAUCUUGAAGAAGUGGAAGAAGGGCUAUUUCCUUCAAGAUGGCAAAGUGAAUGAGACGGAUAAUUACCUAGCACUUCAAAGUGCCAUCCCAGGUAGAGAACUAGAACUCCCAAGUAGGAAAAGUUCAAGCAAGGCCAAGAAAACAUGGAUCAGACAGGCAAAAAAAGUUAUUAUGCUCAUUAUUUCUGCUUUAUUUGGAGAUCCCACGACGCUGAUUUCAGUGCUUGUUCAACAGUUGCUCUCCGAUUAAAGCGUAAUACAGGCCUCAUCGAUGAUUUUGCUUUCUUUUAUAGCUAGAUUCUUGUAAUUAAUGUUUGUUUGAGUACCAAAGCUAUCUAUAUAUCUUUGUUUUCCUGUGUAUUGUUUCUCUGUGUAUAGGUUUGUCCUGUAGAUUGAUUUUCUCAAAGGGAUAUGAAAAUUAAUAUUGUAA